Messenger RNA from Hibiscus syriacus, 3531 nucleotides. RefSeq names its product probable LRR receptor-like serine/threonine-protein kinase At3g47570. Lineage: Eukaryota; Viridiplantae; Streptophyta; Magnoliopsida; Malvales; Malvaceae. Gene Ontology annotation, molecular function: protein kinase activity; protein binding; ATP binding. Bases 1 to 3531 code for a protein of 1176 amino acids. The transcript has 5 exons. The record is from RefSeq and is a predicted model, not a curated record. Gene Ontology annotation, biological process: protein phosphorylation.
AUGAACUACAACAAUUGCUUCCAUCUUCUUUGUGUUCUGUCGGUACAAUGUUUCAUAGUUUCCUUAGCUGUAGCUGUCAGGAGUCUAAUGACCGAUCAGUUUGCACUGCUUGAGUUUAAAGAUCGCAUCAUCGAUCCUCAAGACGUGUUGGCAAACAAUUGGACGACCUCCAACUCUAUCUGCAACUGGGUUGGUGUUUCUUGUGGAGUCAUCCAUGAAAGAGUUGUAGCUUUGGAUCUCUCAAACAUGAAUUUCACGGGUACCAUACCCCCACACCUCGGAAACCUUUCGUUUCUACUUUCUCUUAAGUUGAGCAACAACAAUUUUCAUGGCCAUCUGCCAAAUGAAUUGGGGCACCUGCAUCGUUUGAGGCUCAUUCAACUAAGUUUCAACGACCUUCAUGGGGAAAUCCCUCAAACGCUUGCUAACAUGUCCAAGCUAGAGAUCUUGAACUUGAGACACAAUCAACUAUCUGGUCGUCUGUCAUCUUCCAUCUUCAAAAUUACAACUUUGAAGCAUAUUGACUUUCGUGAUAAUAGCCUUUCUGGUUCUUUGGUCCAUGAUUUGUGUGUACAGCUUCCUAAUCUUGAGCAACUUAGCUUAGGUAGAAAUGAAUUAUCAGGUUCUAUUCCAUCAAGUAUGGGCAAAUGCACAAACCUUCAAAUCUUGGAAUUAACUGAUAAUAAGUUCAGUGGGGUCAUUCCAAAAAGCAUUGGGAAUUUGACACAACUCACUGAAAUAUAUUUAGGGUUAAAUAACCUGGAAGGUAAAAUUCCUGAGGAAAUGGGCAAUCUUACUAGUUUAGAGGAGCUAAAUAUUCAACUAAUUGAAGGUCUUACUGGUCAGAUUCCUGCUUCCAUCUACAACAUUUCUUCUCUGAGGUUUAUUGUUCUGGCCAACACUAGUUUAUCAGGUGGUUUGCCAAAUGAUUUGUGUCGUCAUCUUUCCAAGCUUGAAGGACUUUAUUUGGACACGAAUGAAUUAUCCGGUAGUAUUCCUUCGAGUAUAGGUGAAUGCUACAACCUUCGACUUCUACAAUUAUCGAAAAAUCAAUUUUCCGGGACCAUUCCAAAAGGUAUUUGGAAUUCAACCAUGCUCCAAGAGAUAAAUCUAGGUGCAAACAAAUUAGAAGGUGAUUUACCGCCCAUGAUCAAGGUUCCAAAGCUUGAGUUGCUUUUGUUAUGGAAAAAUAAAUUUAGUGGAAACAUUCUCAACUCUGUCUCCAAUGCUUCCAUGCUCAAGAGUCUAGACAUAGGAGAUAACUUCUUCUCUGGCCUAAUUCCUGAUACGCUCGGAAACUUAAGACAGCUUGAAUGGUUCCGAAUCUAUAACAAUUAUUUUACGACUAAUUUUGAGUGGAGCUUUCUUUCUUCUUUGGCUAAUUGUAGGAAUUUGAGUCGAAUAGGUGUCUCAAAGAAUCCAUUGAAUGGCAUUCUUCCCACUUAUAUUGGGAACCUUUCAACAUCCCUUCAAUAUUUUGAUGCCAUGAACUGUGAGCUUAAAGGUGAUAUUCCUAUUGAAAUAGGCAACUUAAGUGGCAUGUACACUUUAGAACUUGGCUUCAAUAAAUUGAGUGGAUUUAUUCCAGCAUCAAUAGGAGGAUUGCGGAACCUCCAAAGUCUAGGUCUUUCCUCUAAUAGAUUAGGAGGGUCCAUCCCGGAAAGUAUUUGUGGUUUGAGAAGGUUAUAUGCCUUGUUUUUGGCGCUGAAUAAGCUGAAUGGAUCCAUACUCUCAUGUUUAGGUAAUGUGACUUCUUUGAGACAUCUCAACUUAUAUUCUAACAAAUUGAGUUCUGCAAUACCCUCAACUUUGUGGAAUCUUAUAGACAUCUUAGAAAUGGAUUUAUCUUCCAAUUACCUUAACAACUCACGUGCUCUUGAUGUUGGAGGUAUGAGGAGUGUGAUAUAUUUGAAUUUGUCGACGAAUCUGCUCACGGGUGAUAUAUCAUCUUUCAUUGGUGCUCUUCUAACUUUGAUAUCAUUAGAUUUAUCCAAUAAUAAGUUACAUGGUCAUAUCCCUGAAUCAUUUGGUGGUUUGGUUAGUUUGGAGUUCUUGGACUUAUGCAAUAAUAGUCUUUUUGGAGUCAUUCCCAAGUCUUUGGAAAAACUUCCACAUCUAAACCAUUUUAAUGUGUCUUUCAAUAGACUGGAAGGAGAAAUUCCCACCAAUGGAUGUUUCCGAAACUUUUCUAGCUCAUCUUUCAUGAAUAAUUAUGCACUUUGUGGUCCACCUAGAUUGCUAGUCUCACAAUGCCAGAAUAACGUCCACAAAAAUCGCAAGAUGACAAUAUUGCAUGCCCUAGGGUAUGGUAUACCAACGAUUGGUAUUGUAUUGGUAAUAAUAGUCUUGACUAUCAUGUACAGAAAAUGUCGAAAUAGGAGUACAACUCUAUCAAUUAAUGAUGAUUUGUUACCUUUGGAAACAUGGAGAAAAAUUUCACAAGAUGAACUUUCACGCGCAACUGAUGGAUUUGACGAAAGGAAUCUGCUUGGUUCAGGGAGUUUUGGAUAUGUAUAUAAAGGGAGGCUUUCAGAUGGAAUGGAAGUUGCAAUAAAAGUUUUCAAUUUGCAGAGAGAAGCAGCAUUUAGGAGUUUUGAUGUUGAAUGCGAAGCUUUGCGUAAUAUAGUUCAUCGUAAUCUUGUCAAGGUCAUUACUUGCUGCUCCAAUGUUGAUUUUAAAGCCUUGGUGCUUAAGUUCAUGUCUAAUGGAAGUCUUGAGAAAUGGUUACAUUCUAAAAAGUGUCCCCUUGAUAUCUUACAAAGGGUUGACAUAAUGAUAGAUGUUGCAGCAGCUCUAGAACAUCUCCACACUGGACAUCCUACGCCUACAAUUCAUUGCGACCUAAAACCGAGUAAUAUUCUACUUGAUGAAGACAUGGUUGCACAUGUGGGAGAUUUUGGUAUUGCCAAAUUGUUGGGAGAAGAUGAUGGAACGACACAAACCAUGACUCUUGCAACUAUUGGAUAUAUGGCACCAGAAUUUGGAUCAAUGGGAAUUGUUUCUGUGAAAUGUGAUGUCUAUAGUUAUGGGAUUGUCUUGAUAGAAACUUUCACAAAGAAAAAGCCAACUGAUGAAAGCUUUGAUGAAGAAAUGACCAUAAGGCAUUGGGUGAAAAGUUCAUUAUCUAAAGGAAUAACAAAUAUUGUGGAUGUUGAUUUAUUAAGAAUAGAGGAUGAGUACUUUGCUGAUAAAGCAAAUUGUAUUUCGUCCAUCAUGGAGUUAGCUUUGGAUUUGUCAACUGAGAUAGCAGAAGAGAGAAAAGAUAUGAAGGAUGUUGUAGUUGAGCUAAAGAAGAUCAAGCAAAGGUUUCUAAACAGCAUCAACAUGUUGGAUAAAGAUGGAUCUCGACUGGAUGUUGCUGGGAUUGGAAAUGGAUUAUGUCGGAUGUGUAAACAAGAAAACGAGACACCCUUGCAUGCUCUCAAGGAUAGCUCGAUGUCCAAGGAAGUCCUCACCCUCUCGGGAUUGGACGUUUCAAUCAUUACAGCUCAAAAUUCUUCCUUCAAAGAAUGGCUGGAAAGAGUGGCCUGA